AUGGCGCCAAUGACCUAUGCAUCCGCAGCUAAGAAAGCUGGUAUAGAUCCAGUGGUAACAACAGGCGUUGUUGGUGGAGGUGUCUCAAAACCAAAGACUUCUCCUACCCAUUCCAACACCAAGAAGUCGUCACCAGCACCCAAGAAGCCAGUCUCGGCCCCCAAAAAACCGCCAUCAGCAUCUACGGGACUGAUAUCAGCAACUAGACACUCCUUGAGGCUCGAAGGCAAACCUCCAGAGAUCGGCCCAUCUCCUGCCAAAACCAAGUUCGAGAACGAGAACUUUGUUCUGGUGGUCGGUACCAAGGAUAAAACGCGCGAAGGUGCCCCUAUCAAGAAGCGAUUCAGAAGAGAAAAGGAAACGGGUGAUGACGAGUUGGUUGCUUACCGUGCCGAUCGAGGUCUUGAACACUUCUACCCUGGCAUGAUCAUUCGCGCAACCGCAUCCAACUAUCAAACCAGUUUCAGAGAUUCUGUUGAUGAGCUGGAUGACAUAAAACGCAAGGAUCUGGACGUCAUGGUACACAAAGACGGCCCAAUAUACGCCAAGAAACGACCUAUGGUCGUACUCUGGAAGACUCUAAUGGGGCUUGUGUGUGCACCAAUGAAUUCACUCAGCGCCGUGGGCAUGUUCGAUGAGUCAAAGAGAUGGGACGAGCUUGUGAGCGCCACAACAGUCGGUGAUGAGUCCUGGCCAGGAAAGACACCUUGGGCAGGAAAGCCACUGAUCUUCGAGGCUUACGAAAUCGAAAAGGGACAGCCACUGCACGGGAAAUGCUUCAUCAACCUUGCAACCCUAGUACAUAUCUCUUUUCAUGAGGAGUUACAUGUGAGAAUGGGUCGCUUGGCUGGUGACCAAUACUGCAGAUUGAUGAAUGCCUUCAUGUUCAGACAACACAAGUUCCUCGAAAGUGCUUUUGCUGAGUAUGGCGAAGGGAAUGGACUUGAGAAUCUUUUUGAGGCAUGGCAGUCGCAGAAGUCAGGAGACAUGCUAUGGUCAGGUGAGGCCCCGGAAGACUGGAAGCAAAUAGAAGCUCGUAUGAGUAAGAAGUUGCCAAAGAUAAUCGACAAUACUGGCAAGUAUACUUUGGUAUGA
Molecule: messenger RNA, 1095 nt
Organism: Aureobasidium melanogenum CBS 110374
Lineage: Eukaryota; Fungi; Ascomycota; Dothideomycetes; Dothideales; Saccotheciaceae
Exons: 1
Coding region: 1-1095 (364 amino acids)
Source: RefSeq, a predicted model, not a curated record